AUGGGCGAAGCGGACAGCUACUACAAUCCCCAGCAGGGCAACGGGCCCCAGCAGUACUACCAACCGCAGCAGCCAUACCAGCAGCAGCAGCCGCAACAGGGAUACAACCAGAACUAUCAACAACCUCCUUACCCCCCCCCCAGAAUGAACAUCAGGCGCCGCCCAACCCAAACGCUGGGUUCAACGCAGGUCAAGAUCGAGAAGCCAAAGUGGAAUGACUGGUGGGCUGGUGUCCUGCUGAUCCUCUUCUUCGCUGGAUUCGUCGUCGUCUCGGCAUUCUCGCUGUACAGAUACUCCAGCCACCGCAAUGUCUACGGCACCGGCAUCGGCAAUGACAACAACACCUUCUCUCUCGAUACAGGCACCAUCAUCCUCUUUGCCUUUGUGCUCGUCGUCGCACUCGUCCUCGGGUUCGGCUACCUCGCCCUGGCCAGAACCUUCCCGAAGCAGUUCAUCUGGGUCACCGGCAUCCUCAAUAUCGUCUUCGCUCUCGGCACGGCCAUCUUCUAUCUGAUCAGGAAGUAUUGGAGUGCUGGCAUCGUUUUCCUCAUCUUCGCCGCUUUCAUGGCCUUUUGCUUCUACACGUGGAUCUCCCGCAUCCCCUUCGCCGCCCUCAUGCUGAAGACGAGCGUGGACGUGAGCAGAAAGUACGGCCACACGUACAUUGUCAGCUUCGUGGGCGGUCUCCUCGCCGCCGCCAUCUCCGCCUGGUUCUCCGUCACACUGGUCGCCAUCUACACAGCCUACCAGCCCUCGGACAACAACCCGAGCUGCGCGAGCGGCGGCUGCAGCCAGGCCAAGGUCAUCGGCCUGAUCGCCUUUGUCACCUUCACCAUGUACUGGGUGUCGGAAUGGAUCAAGAACACGAUCCACGUCAUCAUCGCCGGCAUCUAUGGCUCUUGGUACUUUAACCCGCACCACCCUGCCAAGGGCGCGACGCGCGGCGCCGCCAAGAGGGCCCUGACCUACAGCUUCGGCUCCGUGAGUCUGGGCAGCCUGUUCCUGGCCAUCAUCCAGUUCCUGCGCAUGAUCUGCUCCGUGGCCAGGAGUCAAGCGGCCCAGAGUCAAGCGGCCCAGGAGGGCGGCAUCGGUGGCGCCAUUGGCUACGUCGUGUUCUGCAUCCUGGGCUGCAUCAUCUCCAUCCUGCAGUGGGCCGCCGAGUUCUUCAACAAGUACGCCUUUGUGCACAUUGCGCUCUACGGCAAGGCCUACUUUGCCGCGGCCAAGGACACCUGGAAGAUGGUCAAGGACCGUGGCAUCGAUGCCCUGAUCAAUGACUGUCUCAUCUCGCCCGUCGUCUCCUUUGGUGGUCUCUUUGUGGCCUAUGCGUGCGCAUUGCUGGCAUACCUCUACCUCUUGUUCAAGGACCCCCCUUACAACAACGAGGGACAGUACACGGCCGUGGUCCUCGCCUUCUCGUUCCUCAUUGGCAUGCAGAUCACCCUGAUCAUCACACAGCCUCUUGUCAGCGGCAUCAACACCAUCUUCGUCGCCGCUGGCUGGGAUCCCCAGGUCCUGUGGCGCGAGCACCCCGAGGUCUACGCCGAGAUGUGCAAGGUGUACCCCAAGGUCCAGCAGGUCAUUCGGGAUCGCUGA
Emericellopsis atlantica is the source of this 1596-nucleotide messenger RNA. RefSeq names its product plasma-membrane choline transporter-domain-containing protein. Bases 1 to 1596 code for a protein of 531 amino acids. Gene Ontology annotation, biological process: transmembrane transport. The record is from RefSeq and is a predicted model, not a curated record. Gene Ontology annotation, molecular function: transmembrane transporter activity. Gene Ontology annotation, cellular component: plasma membrane. The transcript has 4 exons. NCBI's taxonomy places the organism in Eukaryota, Fungi, Ascomycota, Sordariomycetes, Hypocreales, Bionectriaceae.